This is a messenger RNA of Fundulus heteroclitus (mummichog), 7591 nucleotides long. It is a transcript of the gene clockb, whose product is annotated as clock circadian regulator b. The transcript is spliced from 24 exons. Gene Ontology annotation, molecular function: DNA-binding transcription factor activity, RNA polymerase II-specific; E-box binding; protein dimerization activity. NCBI's taxonomy places the organism in Eukaryota, Metazoa, Chordata, Actinopteri, Cyprinodontiformes, Fundulidae. The record is from RefSeq and is a predicted model, not a curated record. Bases 929 to 3631 code for a protein of 900 amino acids. Gene Ontology annotation, cellular component: nucleus; CLOCK-BMAL transcription complex; cytoplasm. Gene Ontology annotation, biological process: circadian regulation of gene expression; regulation of transcription by RNA polymerase II.
UAGAGGCCCAGUGACCCACAUUCUGAGCUGCCAGUAUCUGUGUGAGCGAGUGGGCGUGCGCGUGCGCGGCUCCUCCUCUGUGUGUGUGUGUGUGUGUUUGCGCGCGCGUUCCCAUUGACUAUAUAUGUAUGCGUGUGCGUUCGCGCAUACAUCUGCCGCGAAAAACGUUUGUGCCGUCGCUGGUUUCGGCUGUUCCUCGCCGGCCGCAGCUUUGUAGGGUUUUUUUUUUUUUUUUGUCGGCUAGUCCGAAGACGCUGCCUCGUGCGGUUGUUUAGACGCGCUCCCUCGCGCUGCUUGGUGGCACAGCGCUGAUAUUUUGAAGAUUAUUCCGUCUUCAAUGUCAGUUGUUGCGUGACAGCUCCAGGCGCGGCGUCAGCCUGCACUGAUAGAGACUGAGUUUUUUUUUUUUUUUUUUUUCAAAUGAAUUUAUUUCUGGUUGUUUAUGUGAUCCAUGUGAAUCGCUCUGCCCGUCAUAACCAUUUGCGAGUGUAGCGGGGAGGAAACGGGGACAGUAAGAGCAUUAAAUCUCUUGAGUUAAAUGGGCAGUUUUCGGUAGCCAGCUUAGUUAGCCUGCUAGCUAGCUAAAUGGGUUGUUCUCUUACGGUUGUAUAACAACAACAACAACACCUGUGGCAUUAAAAGGUCAGGUGUGGUGUGAAGUUUCGUCACAGCUUGUGAAGAAGACUAAAUAGGCCAGUUUUGUCUAGGAGGGACAUUCCAGCCAGGGCAGGUUUUGGUCGACCAAAGGCGUUCUUCCUCGUGGUUCGCUGUCCUGACCUCAGAGUCAGCGACGGCACCGACCCCUUUCUGUGACAUGUGAGAAAAGACGUUCGGCGUGUGCAGAAGCUGCUGCAAGGUGCUUUUCCAAAUGCCGACCUCACGGCUAAAGAACAAGUCACUGCAGCCACAGCCCUGAUCAGCAGCCACCAUGACAUCCAGCAUGGGGGAUGAUUGCAGCCUCACCGAUGGGUUGAUGGAAGAAGAUGAAAAGGACAAGGCCAAACGCGUGUCCCGCAACAAGUCGGAGAAGAAGAGGAGGGACCAGUUCAAUGUCCUCAUCAAGGAGCUUGGCACCAUGUUGCCGGGCAACACCAGAAAGAUGGACAAGUCCACCAUCCUGCAGAAAAGCAUCGACUUCCUGUGUAAACACAAAGAGAUCGCAGCCCAGUCGGAGUCGAGCGAGAUCAGACAGGACUGGAAACCCCCCUUUCUGAGCAACGAAGAAUUCACACAGCUCAUGCUGGAGGCUUUGGAUGGAUUCUUUAUAGCAAUAAUGACCGAUGGAAACAUCCUGUACGUCUCUGAGAGCGUCACCUCUUUGCUAGAACACCUACCAGCGGACUUGGUGGACCAGAACUUGUUAAACUUUUUGCCCAUUGGGGAACACUCCGAAGUGUACAAGGCUCUGUCUACACACCCAGCUGACCUGGAGAACCUCAAUAGUGACUACAUGAAGACUAAGAAUCAUCUGGAGUUCUGCUGCCACAUGCUGCGAGGGGCAAUUGACCCCAAAGAGCCCCCUGUCUAUGAAUAUGUUAAGUUCAUCGGCAACUUCAAGUCGCUCAAUAACGUUCCAAACAUCACCAGGAACGGUCUGGCAGGAGUGUUACAGCGGUCCCUGCAGCCUGCCUUCGACGACCAGGUGUGCUUCGUAGCCACCGUCCGCUUGGCCAAACCUCAGUUCAUUAAGGAAAUGUGCACAGUCGAGGAGCCAAAUGAAGAAUUUACCUCCAGGCACAGUCUCGAAUGGAAAUUCCUCUUCUUAGACCACAGAGCGCCACCAAUAAUAGGCUACCUGCCUUUUGAGGUUCUGGGAACAUCGGGGUAUGAUUAUUACCACGUGGACGACUUGGAGACGCUGGCUAAAUGUCACGAACACCUGAUGCAGUAUGGAAAAGGGAAGUCGUGCUAUUAUCGUUUCCUGACUAAAGGUCAACAGUGGAUCUGGCUGCAGACGCACUACUACAUCACCUAUCAUCAGUGGAACUCCAGACCGGAGUUCAUCGUUUGCACACACACGGUGGUCAGCUAUGCAGAGGUGAGGGCAGAGCAGCGCAGGGAGCUGGGAAUUGAAGAGUCCAAUCCGGAGGCAGCUGUUGAUAAAAGUCAGGACUCUGGUUCGGAUUCACAACUAAACACGAACAGCUUGAAGGAAGCGCUGGAGCGGUUCGACCAUAGUCGGACGCCCUCAACGUCUUCGCGAAGCUCCCGGAAGUCCUCGUCACACGUCUCGGACAACACUUGCACUUCAACAGCUCCCAAGCUACACAUGGACAUGGCCUCGCCUCCUCGGCAGUCCCUGGCCUCUAACAUGGAGAUGACGCCUCAGCGACGCUCCUCCAUCAGCAGCCAGUCUAUGAGUUCUCAGACCACAGGACAGAUCACUCAGCAGCAGCAGCAGCAGCAGCAGCAGCCGCUUCAGACCAGCGUGCAGCCGGUGCUGGAGUUCUCAGCACAGGUGAACGCCAUGCAGCACCUGAAGGACCAGCUGGAGCAGAGAACCCGAAUGAUCCAGGCAAACAUCCAGCGGCAGCAGGAGGAGCUGAGGCACAUCCAGGAUCAGCUGCAGAGAGUCCAGGGCCAGGGCAUACAGAUGCUGCUGCAACAACAACAGCAGCAGCAGCAGCAGCAGAGUGGAACGAUGAACGUACAGCUACCACAGGUGGGGUCGGUCCAACAAGCCGCGACGCUGGCUGGUCAGGUCCAGCAACCUUCAGUCAACCUUGUUCAUUCGGGAUCUCAGCAGCUCACCGUUCAGCAGCAAGCUCCUCCUGCUCCUCCUCCUCCUCAACAACAACAACAACAACAACAACAACAACAACAACAACAGAGCUUACAGCAGCAGACCAACGCACUCACACAGUGUCAGCCCCAGCAAGCAGGCCAGGCUCAGGGCCAGGCCCAGGGAUCCGUGUCGGCCCCGCUGUACAACACCAUGAUGAUUUCCCAGCCGGGACAGCCAAACGUGCUGCAGAUCAGCACCAGCCUCCCGCAGAACAACGCGCAGCAGGGCACCGCCGUGGCCACCUUCACGCAGGACCGACAGAUCCGAUUCCCAGCGGGGCAGCAGCUCGUUACCAAGCUGGUGACGACUCCGAUGCAUGCAUGUGGUGCCGUCAUGGUGCCCACCUCUAUGUUUAUGGGCCAGGUUGUUACAGCAUACAACCCUUUUGGUGGCCAGCAGCAGGGAGGACAGACCCAGACCCUGACGCUACAACCGGCCCAGUCAUCACAAUGUCAGCCUGAUGGCCAAAACCAAACAGCUGUAGUGGCACAAAACAGCCAGCAGGGGCAGCAGCAGCAGCAGUUCCUGCAGGGGACUCGGCUCCUUCACAGUAACCAGCUGAUUCUCCAAGCAGCGUUUCCUAUCCAACAGCAGGGAGGUUUCACCCAGGCAACCCUUCCACAGCAGCAACAUCAACAGCAACAACAACAGCAGCAACAACAUCAACAACAGCAACAACAACAACAACAGCAACAACAUCAACAGCAACAACAGCAGCAAAGGCAACAAAAACAGCAACAGUCUCACCAUCAGCGGCACCAGCAGCAGCUGAAACCGCAGCCGCAGAAACAGCAGAAAGCCUCGUCAUCACACAGGACUGACGCUGUCAACAAUCAGCAGCAAUGACUCGCGGAGGAAAGCUGUGGAAACGGCUGCGUACGUCUGUGUAGGUCUUCUGGAUGUUUCUGACCUCAUCUACCCUCCGAAAAAAAACUGAUUGCCUUCCCUUCCGUCUUUUAAAAGAAAUCACUUGUAGGAACGAGGAAAAGCUCUGAGUUCAUGAGGAACUCUGCGACAGCCGUCACUGAGGCUGAAGGAAGGAGAAAACACCCGUUUUUCUCCUAAGAGGUCAAAUCCUGACGGAGCUUCAGUCUCUGGGGAGACUUUGGAAGAUAAAGAGAAAAUACACCUUACGCCGAUGAUAAUGGACUCUUUUUUUUUAAAAGAGUCUCAAAGCGGACUGACUGUGUACAGAUUUACUGUAUGAUAAAAAGAAAACCUGUAAAUAUGCAAGUAUAGCCUAACAGAAAACAGAACCUUAGUAUUUUAUAUGACUGCAUGGAAAUAAUAACUAUGUAAGCUUUUCUUAGUUGCUUUUGGAAACAGAAUUUUUACUUUUUCGUGGUUUCUGGUCAAACACAGAGCAACGAUGUGCUCUCUAAGACCCCCUCCCCAUUCUCUUGAAAAGAAGAAAAACAAGUCCAGAACAAGGCUUUAAAGUCUUUGGGUGUGUUAAAAAAAAAUGAAAAGGAAAAAUAGGAAGGAUUGGGCUCGGGUGUUUUUUUUAAUUUUUUUUUUGUAGAAGCUGCUUUUUAACACUGUGUCUCCAGGACAAAAAUGGAUCCUUUUACCUUUGUAAUUAAAAGUUAUGUUUGACAAGAAGCUGGAAGAAACUAGAUUACAGUUUAACUGAAUUAUUUGCAGGAUGAUUACUGUACGUAUAACGGGUUUAGUGAUUCCAAGUGCCAAUAACAUAGUGAAUUAUGUUUUUUUUAUUUCAAAUUACAAUAUUCAAAGUCAUAUAUAUAUAUAUAUAUAUAUAUAAAUAUAUAUUUUCCAAAAAGAUAUUACCCCUAAUAACAAGUCAUGCAUAUGUAUAUAGUAGGGAUUAUUUUUUACCAGUCAGAGAGCCCUAUACGUGAGCGACGGUAUAUCCUCAACCUCCUGGCAACUUCAGCACUUAAUGUGGUUGUGUAAAGAAACAUCACUGUUAAACCCCACCCCCAUUUUUUUAAAAUUUGUAACCUGUGGUGUGAUUCCGUAAGCUAAUGUGCGUUUUUGAUAAAAACGGUCGUGGUGCAUGGCGCAGCGUGAGCGUGUGUGUUGUAGUGGGCGUGUGUGUUGGGCCCUGGUGUCUUACCACGUUGACUUUAGUAAGGGUUUGAAGUUGCUGGAUGGUACUUUGCCUCUCAGGAAUGUGGAAAGUUGUCCUGUUAUUGUUUCUGCUUCUGCCUCAGUCUGGAACCAGACCAGGAAGGAUUAGACAGUGAUGCUUCACACACCAGAGGAGCUCGCGUUAUAAAGGAUGCGGCGACUGAGUGGAAAAUGUGAUCUCGAUUUCAAAAGUCUCUCCUUUUUUUUCCUUCAAAGGCGUGGACUUCAGGGGCGUAAACAGAGUUUAGGCAUGGGCCGGUAUGAGAUUCUCACUGUGAUAACUAAGUAAAAAUACCAAAACCUAUAACAAAAAUGUUUGACAUGGAUAUUUAAAAAAAACUAUUAUGCUGAUACUUGCAGUUCUCUCCCAGCGGAUUGGCCAAGUUGCGGUGGGAGCCAACAGGAUCAAUACGUACGCCGUUUAUCCUGUUGGCGCUGUAAUCGUACUCCAGUUUAAUUGACUUGGUGGAAAUACUUUUUCUUCCUCAACCACUGUUACCACGUGGUUAGCUGGAAGCUAACCCAGUCAUCUGCACCAUAUAUUUAUUCUAUAUAGACUUAAGCAAACAACUAAACUGUCUCUAUGCAGUAUUAUAGUGUUUUCCCUUUCUGUCCUUUAUAGAUAAACGCUGGGAGUACGACGCGCUGAUACGAUCCAGUUAGUCAGGCUGUCUGCUCCAGUAGCUAGCCCGCAAUCCGCUGCUUUUACAAACAGGCGUUACCUUUGUAAAAAGUGAGAGGUGCAACUCCUGUAGUCUCUAGAUCACAGAUGUUGUUUUUUUUUGUUCCCCCGACCAGAAAUGCUGCUGAAUCAGUGAUUUUUGGAUGUGAUAGAGUGUUGUGCCCUUAUUUCAGCCAGCUGACGGGCACUGCACAGCAAUGUGUGGGGGAGGGGUCAUGGCUUUGCACGUGGCCCCUCGUUAAGGAGUCUUUUAACCUUAGCAACUCGGUGAACAGAAAAUGUGAGAGGUUUGGACAUUUUUUGGCACACUUUGAAUGGCCCAUGCCUAACGUGACGAGGGGAAAGUACAGGUUGAGGAGUGACUUUUGGAAUUACGGUGAGAGGGGGGGAACAAAACCCCUAACUAUGACCCUGAUCUUACAUGUACCUACUUUAGCGCAGAAACAAACGUGGAUUUUCACCAGCUAAUAUCUCACGGUCCACUCUGUCAUCAGUGUUUCAUCCUUCCUUCUCCUCACAGGUCUCAGAAAACCCUCAUGCAGUCCGGUUCACUUUGUUUCUCGAAUGGCAGUCGAAACCAGGACUGGGCCCGGGUCCAUGCACAGAGACGGCAGUGGAUUUCUGGCCCAGGCGGCGUGUGCUACAGCGAUAAGCCAUAUCAAACGGAGAAAAAAAUAUAUAUAAAAAAAAAAAAAGGCCUCGGAGCGAAGGAGCGUGCAGUCGCUGGCAAAGGAGUGUGUUUUGCGUAGGAGAAGCUGGCGUGUGCUUGUGUGUGUUUGUGUGAAUGUAGCAUCUUCGUUCCUUGAUCCUACUUGUAUCAGUCUGGGGUGGUUGUGGGGGGGGGUGGGUCACCGUAUUUGCUCCCCUUCCCUCCCCCGGUGAUAGCCAAUCAGUUCUUGCGUUGCAGUAUAAAGAAGUGAUGUUUUUUGAGAGCCGUCUCCAGCGUGGGAGACGGCUCCAAGUCCGUAACGUGGGUCGUGUGAGCGAGACGUGGCAUGCGUGGUGACUUUCACUGUAACCCUGUAUAUUUUCAUAGAAGAGAUGUGUGACUGAAGAGGUUUUAGGGGAAAUAGGCAAUAGGAGAGCACUGGUUUAAACUGCAGAGUUACGAAGCAAAUGCUAAGAUCACAAAAAAAGCUCCCGUCGGAUGAUAGAUGGUAAAAGCCGAAGUAGCUCAUUGAAACAGCAAAGUUCCUGUCUGAGCCAGGUCUUCCCACCCACGACAACAAAGAGCCUCGAUAGACUACGGUGUGAAUGUGAGUAGAGCUGAAAAUGGAUCUAGUUUGUGACACUGAUACCCAGCCCAAAGAAUGUAAAGGUGUUUGUUUUUUUGUUUGUUUUUUUUAAAAAAAGAAAAGACUAAUGGAUUGUUGUAAAUUUUGAUUUUUCCAGAUUUUAUUUUUUUUUUUAUUAGAUUUUUUUUUUUUGGACUGGCUUUGUUAUGAAGGAAAAGGAGGGGAAUGAAAGAGAGCUCAUCAAUCACAAGUUUCCACAUAGAAAAACAAUACAAUCAUUACUGUGUUUUUAAAGUUGUUGUCGACUAGUUCUGAAUGUUUCAUCAUUACAAAUGUUUAGUUUUUUUUGUUUGUUUUUGUUUUUUUAGGAAUGAUGGGGAGGUUUUAGUAAAAAAAAAAAAAAAUAAGCUGUUGAAGUGUUGCAUAAUUGAUGGGCGACAGCAUUAAGACGGCCACGCCCCCUUCCUCACUGCCUUCCCACACAGAUGCAACAAUCACUUUUUUUUUUUUCUCCAAACCACCAUUUUUGUUAAGAGUGUAGUUCUAGUAUAAUACUGUACACAGACACAAAGCUAAAAACACCAGUAUUCAGUGUAAAAUGGUGCUAUGCUUCUACCUGUACUGUACGUAUGUAAAUCCCUUCUUCUGCUCUUGAGCUGUACUCCUUUUAUCUACCCCAAAGUCAAAUGUAAUACUAAUAAUCCAUAUUUUGAAGCAAAAUGUUUGCAAUUGCUAUAAUCCCCCCUGUCCCAUCAUUGGUCAACUUGAGAAUAAAACACGACACCUGAACUUGAA